UGUUAUGAACUAAAUAAGCUGCUUAAAAUACCUUGUGCACUUUGUUCGUUAGGAAAUAGCAAAUAUGAGUGAUUUUAGUAACCCAUUUUAUUGGUACACAAUUUAGUUACUUGAUUAUUGUAGUGUUUACUUUACUAUUACAAUGGCUGAACUGAAUGACGACACGAUUGCUUCUGUGCUUCAAGACAAGGAAAAUUUUGAUAGUUUAUUAGACAAAUCUUCAUCAUCUUCAAGUUCCUUCGAUACUUUAUUAGAGAAAUCUCCCCUCAAGUCUGAUAAUCAGAGAAAUAACCCCACUUCGGACGAUGGUUCAAGUAGUGACGAUGGGGCCGUAAAAAACGUCAGAAAACGAGUCAAGCGCUUUUCCGACAGCGACAGUGAAGUAGAGGCAGAUAAGGAAAAUUUACAAACUAAUUUGACAGCAACUAAGAAAGCAACUAAACCACAAAUUCCUUCAGAAAGCGAAGAUGAUAUGUUUUUGCGAAAAUCUAGAUUGGUUGCUAAUAACUCCAGUGAUGAAGAUAUCACGUCAUCUAAAAAUAAAGGUGUGAUAAAUGACAAAAGUAAGAAGAGGGGUACAGAAAAUACAAAAAAUAGGUCUACAUCACCAGAGAAAGUUAGUAAAUCAAAUGGUUCAUCGGGUAGUGAAGAUGAUAUACUUCCGCGCGAAUCUAGCUUGGAUUCUAGCGACUCCAGUGAUAAUAAUGUCACUAGUAAAAAUAAGAGUACCAGAAAAAGUAACAACAUUAAACUAUCACCCAGGAAGGCUAGUAAAUCAAAUAACACAUCAGAUAGUGAAGAUAUAUUGCCAAGGAAGUCUAGAGUGUUCCCUAAUGCUGACUCUAGCGAUGAUAACUCUAGGAGUUCCGGGAAAAAUAACAAUAGCAGUAAGACGAGAACACCUAGCAAAACUUAUGAGCCUAAUAUCUCAGGUAGUGACGAUGAUAAAAUACCCCGAAAGUCUAGAUUGAUUACCAAUGAGGAUUCCAGUGAUGAUAACAUGUCAUCAAAGAAUGAGAGUGUCAGGAUAAGUGACAAAAGAAGUAAACUGCAUAAUAAGUUUAAAGGGCUGCUCAACUCUCGGUCCAAAGGGCCAGAGUCUCAGCAUUCAAAAUCAUCAGAGGAGAAAGAUGGCAGUAACUCUGAUGACUCUGGGUCUGGGAUAGAAUCUAUUAAACAGAAAAUAAAGCAGAAGUCUAUGCUCUUAAAGUCCGGAAUUUGUGAUCCUGACACCUCAUCCGAUGAAGAGGACAGAAAAGUCCAGAAUCAAAGGAAAAAGAAGCCAAGCCAAAAGUCUACUAUCAUGAUAUCCCCACAAAAAAAGCCAAAACCAGCCAGGAUGUCAGCAAAGCAAGCAAUGGAGAACAUGCAAAAGAUAAAGAGUGAAUCAAACCGGAUGCUAAGAGAAAAGGAAGUGUCUCUCCCGUACCACAGACCUAAAGCAUUAUCGCUGAAAGACAUGAUGAACAGGAGGAGGCCUGCCUUGUCUGCUGACGGUAAAGCUUUGCCGGUGAAGAUGAACAGUGAGCAGUUGAAGCAAUAUGUUAAAUUAUUGGAACAACGAAAUAAAGAAAUGAUGGAGCUAUGUAAGAGUGAAUCUGAAGAAGAAGAGGAAACGAAUGAUACUCCAACGGAAAAUAAUAAAGAACCAGAUCCUCAAGUUGGUGCUCAACGUGACAAGGUAGCAAGUGAUGAAAAUAAUGUACUCCAGAAUGAUAAUAAAUCCGAAGAAAAUGCUGCAGAAAUUUCUGUCAAUGAAACAGAAGAAACUAAUGAAAAUGACUUACCAGAUUUGACAGUAGAAAUAGUUCGAAAAGAUCCAGAUUUGUCAAAUGUUAAUAUUGGUCAUAAAGAUUUGUCCAAAACUGAUGUUAGUGAUAGAGAUAUGUCAAAUACUGAUGAUGGUGGUAAAAACAUGUCCAAUAAUCACAUUGCUGAACAAGAUGAUGAUGUUGAAAUAAAGGAUGCUUCCGAAGAAAGCAUUACAGAGUCUGAACCUAAUACCAAGCUGGCAACUGCAAUCGAAAGCCAGUUGAUGGAAUUACGGUUUGAAACAGAAAAAAUGCAGAAUACGGAAUAUCUAGAUAAGGCACAAGAUUUGGAAAAUUCUUUGGCAAUUAGAGCUAAAAAUUCAAAUCCUUCCAAUGAUGAUAAUAACAGAAAAAAUGACGUAGAAAUAGAGACAAAUAAAGCCGAGAACGAAGAUGUUGAAGACAAUUCACAUGAUGCUGACUUUGAUGACGAUUUUGAUGAUGUUGAUAUCAAUAUGGAAGACUUAGAAAGAAUUAUUAAUAAUGCAAAAGAUAAUGCUACUGCAGUCGACUCGCCAAUGCUUAUUAGAGAUGCUUAUAAUUUAAAUAAGAAACCGAAACUUACGGGAGCUCCAGGGAUGAUGAUUGAUUUAGAUGGCAGCAAUCCUGCAGUGCCGAGAAAACUUACUGGUGUAGAACUAUUGAAGGAGAGGUUUACAUAUUUUUCAAAAUUGAAAACACCCGAAGAAAAGGAAAGGGAAAGGGAAUUAACGAUCCAACCAGGAAUGCAACAUUUUAAACUAAAACAAGAAUUAGAAGAAAAAAUUUCCGAACAGAGAUCCCUUGAAUGGGCAAAGAGGUUGGAAGAGGAAAAACAACAGCAUGAAGAAAUGAACGCUCUCAGGGAAGAUGACUCCGAUGGUGACGAUUUGGAGAAGAUUGAGGCGAAACUGGAAGAAAAAGAAGAUGUAGUGAAAGAUGCAUCAUCAGAAAGUGAAGAAGAGGAGUUGGAGGAAGACGAUUGUGAUAUGAAAGAUAAACCAAGAAAAAAGAAUGCUAUGAUCGAUGACGAAGCUGAAGUUUCCGAGGACGAAGAAGCAGGUGAAAAGGCCAAUGAAGCUAAAGGUAACGUUGAUGAUAUAGAGGAUGCAGAUAACGAAGACGAGGAUGAAGAAAGUGAAGAAUCUAGUGACGAAUCAUCUGAUGAAGAAGAAAAUCAAUCAAAACCCAAAAAGGGAAGAAUUUUGAAAGCGUUUCAAGAUUCUGACGAUGAAAACAGUAACUUACACGAAAAUCCCGUUGGUGCUGUUGAUUGCAGUGAAGUUAAUCAUGUCCCUACAGAUAGUCAAAUUGUUAAAGAUUCCCAAGAUGAUGUAAUACCACUAGCUCAAACAAAACAGUCACAUUCAAAAGACUUAUUUGGUAGCCAGGCAAGCAUUAAUCCCAGUAGUACAAGCGAAGAGACAAAGAAAAAUUCUGAUGAAGACUGUGCUGAUAUGACCACUCAAACCUUCUCUAUUUUAAACACUAAUACACAAGAACUAACUACUACUGAAAAUGUUUUUAAGUUUAACAUUGAUGUUAUUUGUGAAACACAACCUGUGGAUGAGCCAAGUUUAGAUGAUGUUGUUGGAAUGUGUUCUGGAAAGUUCACUCAGACGCAAAAUAUAAUACCCGCCGAAUCACAACUGACUGAAUCGCAAUGCCCUAUCGGCGAAGACAUCCUCGCACUGUGUACUGGCAAAUUCUAUGAUAACCAAUUUGUAUCUCAAGAAGAUGGACUAGAAAAAGAUACAACAACUAAUACUGAGAAAGAACCUAUUGAAAAACAAGAGGAAAAAGAUCUACUUGAUUCCAUUCUUCAAGAAAUGGAUGAGCCAGUUGAAGAUUCCAAUAGGAAUAAAAUAAUAUUUGAUAAUGGUACUGGAAAUGAAGCAGUUUCCUUUGAUGCUGUAAAUCAUAUGAGAAAGAAGUUCACUAUUGACAGUGAUGAUGAAAGUAAUGCAGAUGCAGAAAAACCAGCUAAGAAGAAAAAAUUAAAGAAAAGGAAACUUGAGAAGCGGGCUCUUCAAAUAUCAGAUGACGAAGAUGAAGAAGAAUUGUUGCAGUCCGACGAAGGUGAAGAUUACAUGUCGGAAGUUGAAGAAGACAACGGAGUAGAGAGAAUAGUUGAAUAUGAUUCCGAGGAGAAUGAGGCAAAAGUGAAGCCUCAAAAACAAAAGAAGAGUCGCAAGAUGGCGGAAUUCUUCGAGAACGAGGCCGAGCUGACGUCCGAGGACGAAUGGGUGGGGUCAGGAGACGAGGAUGAGAGAGGCCUCGACAGAAUGGAGCGCGAGGAGGGCGACGACGACACGUUCCACCAGGGGCAGCUGCAGCGAGAGCUGGGGCAGAUACACAUGCGUGAUGUUUUGGAUCAAGACAAGCGAGAAGUGCGUCUGAUUCAAGAGCUGCUGUUCGAAGACGGUGAUCUGGGUGAUGGUGGACGGCAGCGGAAAUUCCGGUGGAAGAAUCUAGACGGUGAGGACGAGCCUGGUGCCGUGCCUGAGUUGUUUGCCGAAAGUCAGGAAGAGGAAUUCGAAUCUGAAGAGCAGUGGAGAAAGCAGAGGCACGAACGGGAAGUCUUCCUUAGGAACUUGAAAGAAAAAGAUACAGAAGAGCACAACAUCAGUAUAGACCGAAGCACCAUAAUCAAGGCGAACCUCUGCUCCCGAACCAUGUCCAGUGUGCUGAUGGAAGCCAACGGGAACAGUGCGAAGGUGGAAACUGUGGUGGUGGAAAAGAAGGUUGUGGGGGAUGAACCGGCUCGCAACUUACCUUUACACGUGUUUCAGCAAAACUACCACGGUUCUCUACUAACGCGAGGCCGGGGCGCGCUAGCGAGGCUAGCCGCACUAGCGAUGCCUCUAGCCGGCGAGGCCGACGACCAACCCAAGACCACCGGCCCCAGUAGCAAGAGGAACUUUGUGUUCGCUGCUGUCACUCCACCUGCCAAGGAAGCUAAGGCGUCGAAGCGUAAAGCUGACAACGUGAACAUCGGAACACCAAGGCUGAUUAAGAAAUUCAAGACUGACGAAAAGAAAUUUCCUAAAGACAAGUUGUUUCCCUACGCCGAGGAGCAUGUUCAGAAGUUCCUCGAGAAGGAAUGGGAGAAGGAAGACGUGAAGGAGGCAGUGGGGGCUUUGAGGAAGCUGGCUCUUGAAGACCAGGAGAAGAAAGUCGACGGAGCAGUCGCUAUUCCUGGAGAGGAUGCGUCAAAGGAGGAGCAGAUUGGCGGCCUUGUCAGCAGCGUGAAAUGGCUGAUGUCGUCGGACCGCAAGGCAGGAGCGCUCAAACAACUGCAGGGCCUUAUCUGGAAGCAGGGCUACGACAACGGGGACAUUAAGGGACACGUGUACGACGACGUAGCAGGCGCCCUCGACCAAUGGCGCUCCACUGAAGGCCACAAAGUCUACAUCUACUCCUCCGGCUCCGUGCAGGCGCAGAAACUCCUCUUCGGCCAAUCCCUCGCCGGGGACCUGCUGCCACGCAUUGAUGGCCACUUUGACACCGCUGUGGGACAAAAGCAGGAGGCAGCUAGCUAUACUACUAUUGCGGAAAAGAUUGGGGCCAAGCCGGAGGAGAUCUUGUUCCUUACUGACAUUAUUGAAGAGGCGACGGCCGCGCGCGCCGCCGGGCUGCGCGCCGCGCUGGUGUCCCGCGCCCGCAACGCCGCCCUGCCCGAGUCGCACACGUUCCCGGUCCUCCACACAAUGGCGCAGCUCUCCAGCAACAAGCGCAAGCCCCCGCAGGAGGAGGAGGAGGAAACGCCCGCCAAAGUACCCAAGACGGACGCGGAGAAAGACGUAAAGGAGACCGCCGAGGCGGCCACCGCGGCCGUCGCGCCUGACACUAAACCGGAGAAGAUGGAGGUCGAGGCUCCCGCACCCGCCGCCGCCGCAGAGGAGCCCGGCGAGGUGGUCACCACCAUCGAGGAGAUCACCGACUCCAACGAGGCCGGCGACGCACCCAUGCUCGACGUCGAACCCGUAGUGGAGGAGGACACCAAGACUGAAGAGAAACAGACUGACGCUAUCAGUGGCCUCGCUAAGGCCAAACCUGAAAAUGGCGAAACUGAUGCGAAACCAAAGGAAGAUGUGAAGAAGGAGAACGGGGAGGCCGAGGAGACCCCUCCCGCCUCCACACCGGUCAUCGAGGAGGUCACCCUCGAGAAGGACGCGCUCGCCGAUGUAGUGGAUGAUCCAGUGCCAGUUGUCGAGGAGCCCCCGGCGGCCGAGGACAUGGAGGUGCUCCAGAACGUCGGGGAGGUGCUCGACAAAGAGUGCGACGAGAUCCUCUCCAAGGUGCAGGACGUCACAAACUUAGAUAGUAUCCCCGUUAAACCCCUCCUGAACCCCAUCGCCGAGGAGACUAUGGAGACUGAAAAUACAGAUACCAACGAUAUUGUCGAAAGAAUACUAGAUACCGAGUUGGAGCUAGAAAUGAAACAAAACGAGAUUUUGAAUUCGGCGGCCGGCAAGGAUAGUGAGGCUAAAGCGAAAAAUAGUGUUGACGAUGAGGCUGAUGUCAAACAGGCUAACGGAGUAGAGGAUAAAACUGCGGACAAAAUUGUACAAUCGGAAAAGAAAGAGGGGAGUAGUUCUGUGGAAGUCGCGACGGAAGUAAAACCAGACGUGAGAUGUGUAGAAACACAGGUAGAACAUAAAGAGAUCGUGGAAACCGGAUCCGCAACAGAAAGUAAAGAGGCAGAGAAUGUAAAGGUGACUGAAAAAGAGGAAACGCCCGAGAAAACUGUUGAAGAGAGCAAAGUCGAGAAAAACAAAACAGAGUCUGAAACUAUCGAAGAGAGGAAGCCCGUAGAGAAAAAACCGGUAGAAAGCUCGGCCGUAGAACCCCAGCCCGCCGACAGCGCGACCGCCGAACAAAAGGAAAACGAAACUAGCAAACCGAAAGAAACGAGCAAACCGGAAGAAGCGAGCAAACCGGACGAAACGAGCAAACCGGACGAAACUAGUGAACCACGAAUGAACGGCAAAGCGACAAACGGGGACGCGCCUAAAAUGAAUGGAGACUCCGAAGACGCCAGCUCUAGACUUCCAGUCGUGAACGGCAAAGCGACAGAGAACGGGGCUAACGGCGACUCCAUGGACGCCUCGCAAGGGCAGGCGCAGGCGCAGGCGCAGGGCGACGGCAAGGCGGAGGAGCCCGCCGACAUCAAGCUCAAGGCCGCCCCGCCCGUCGACUCCACACCGACCAUCGAACAGCCCACGGAAGCAUAAAGCUGACACGAGGAUGGCGAACGGAUUUGUAGGGCUUCGUAAAGUGUAUGGUCCACAUCGGAAUGACAAGACUGAGGUUGCUUCCACGCUGAACGGCAUCACUUCCUAGUUUAUACGUGUAUUAAAAUUUAACUGUGUACUACGCGGCGGCCGCCCGUGCCUGCUACCCGUGUGAACUAAUUAAAACACAAUAAUUUAAGUCUAUUUUUAAAGCGACUGACACGUUAUUUGGUAUAUAAAAAUGUCAUUAUUGAUAUAAGAAAUACAGAAUACUCGGAUAUGCUUAGCUUACAUUUUCUUUUUUACUGAAUCUCAUUAGAAAUUAAUUCAUAUACAACGCACAUUUUUGUCAUUCUGGAGGUGCCAAAUAAAUCCUCAAACGACGAUGUUUCGUUAAGCAUGUCUGAGUGUUUCGUUCGCUUGCACAUUCCUUCGUACGCUAAUUGUGAUGUGUUGAUAUCCGGGCAGAAGGCACGGGCCGCCUCAGUUUCUCGUAUGUGACUAAGGUAACUAUUCAUAAGUAUUAACUGUAUUGUGAUUCUUAUUCUGUAUUGAAUUUCCUAAAUUUCAUCCACUGCCCAACUGAUUGUAUGGUUUCAUUUGAAGUUGGAUUAUAAAAUUGUACUGUGAUAGAUAAAAUGGUGUGGUGCUUGUGAUUUGGAGGCUGUGCUAGUGUGGUACGGUACGUGGUAUACAGGGAUAGACUUGGUUUUUGUUUCCUACUUGUUUAAGCUCUAACGCACACUUCGUGAUGUCAAUUAUUUUAAUGUUUUAUUUCAACGACUUUCUGCCAUGGUGCAUAUUAUAUUUUAAAUAUUUGAUUGCUCGUUCGUCUUUAUAGACCAUUAUUGAUGUAAGUUUUUUUUAUGAUUUAUGUAGCUUUAAAUGUAAUUUCUUUAGCUUUAAGACUGUCUUGUUAGGAUGCCGUGCGGGAACAAUUUUAUGAACCAACUUAAAAUGAAAAACUAUUAUUUUGGUCUAGACUGAUUUUUUAAUAAUUUAAUUAAGUUUAUAAUACCAUUUCGCCAUACAGUUGGGUCACACGUGGUCUAUAGCCUACGCGAGGAGGGCCCGGCGAAUGUUAAGUCUGCCUAGACUUGUGGCAGGGGCAAGGCGAAAAACAGAAAAAAGAAAUCGUCGUAUACCUACAACUUUUAUACAAACUUUUUUUUUAAUUUUCCGCCUUUCCUGCUGACACAAAUAUCUGACAAAGACAAUUCGCAGUAGUUCUGUAGAACUUUAGUUUUUCCAACAAGACUAGUUGUAUAGACAAAGACGGAAACUGCCCGCGUAGGCUGUAGACUACGUCUGUAAGAUAAGCUCCUUACGAUUAAUAUUAAGAAAACAUACUAUAUCUAGUUCAUACAUUUUCUACGUCGAAAAUGGACAGGUCUUGAACGUAAUUGAAAUAAUUUAAUUGUCAUGAUUGCAUUAUGACGUUGAAAUAUAAUGGAAGUAGAAUUUUUAAA
Messenger RNA from Cydia strobilella, 8496 nucleotides. It is a transcript of the gene Enoph, whose product is annotated as claspin-like. Gene Ontology annotation, molecular function: acireductone synthase activity; magnesium ion binding. Lineage: Eukaryota; Metazoa; Arthropoda; Insecta; Lepidoptera; Tortricidae. The transcript has 21 exons. The record is from RefSeq and is a predicted model, not a curated record. Bases 143 to 7027 code for a protein of 2294 amino acids.